GAGCCGGUGAAGAUGGCGGCUGCUAAACGGAGCCGGAUGGGAGGCUGAGUUUCUUAUGUUUUUACAAAAUUGAAGACAGAUCCCCGACUAAAAAUGCCUGGCAAAAUGGCUUUGCAGCUAUCAGUCGAUUAAUCUUCAUGUGCAGCCUUGUUUGCUAUUGAUUUCUGAAUCAUGGGACGAAAGGGAGUUUGCUGCUGCUGUGCUGCGCUGCGACCUCGCUACAAGCGUCUGGUAGACAACAUCUUUCCUGAAGAUCCUAAAGAUGGUCUUGUUAAAGCUGACAUGGAGAAACUGACUUUCUAUGCAGUUUCUGCCCCAGAGAAGCUGGAUCGAAUUGGGGCUUACCUGGCAGAGAGACUGACCAGGGAUGUGGCCAGACAUCGCUAUGGUUAUGUUUUAAUUGCCAUGGAGGCACUGGACCAACUUCUAAUGGCUUGCCAUUCUCAAAGCAUAAAACCAUUUGUGGAAAGUUUCCUUCAUAUGGUGGCCAAGCUUCUGGAAUCAGGCGAACCAAAGCUGCAAGUCCUUGGGACUAAUUCUUUUGUCAAAUUUGCCAACAUUGAAGAAGACACACCUUCCUAUCACAGGCGCUACGACUUCUUUGUGUCCCGGUUCAGUGCCAUGUGUCAUUCCCGUGACCCUGAUCCAGAAAUACAAAAUGAGAUCCGAAUUGCUGGAAUCAGGGGCAUCCAGGGGGUGGUUCGAAAAGCAGUUAAUGACGAGCUUCGAGCAACCAUAUGGGAACCCCAGCACAUGGACAAGAUAGUGCCAUCACUGCUGUUCAACAUGCAGAAAAUAGAAGAUAUUGACAGCAGAAUAGGCCCCCCAUCCUCUCCUACAGUAGGAGUGAAAGAAGAAAAUCCUUCUGUGCUGGCUGAGAAUUGUUUCAGGGAACUACUGGGACGAGCAACCUAUGGAAAUAUGAACAAUGCUGUCAGACCAGUUUUUGUGCAUUUAGACCAUCAUAAACUAUGGGAUCCUAAUGAAUUUGCUGUUUCCUGCUUUAAAAUCAUCAUGUAUUCUAUACAGGCACAAUAUUCCCAUCAUGUAAUACAAGAAAUCCUUGGGCACCUUGAUGUCCGCAAAAGGGAUUCAGCACGAGUUCGUGCUGGCAUUAUUCAGGUUCUUCUGGAAGCAGUGGCAAUAGCAGCUAAAGGAUCAAUAGGCCCAACAGUUCUGGAGGUUUUUAAUACCUUGUUGAAGCACCUGCGCAUCAGCGUUGACUUUGAGCUGGGUGACCGGCGCAGUUCCUGUGAAAGCACCACUUUAAGCAUAAGCUCCAAGGAGAGUGAUGAGAGGAUUGUCCAGAAUGCAAUUAUUCAAACAAUUGGAUUUUUUGGAAGCAAUCUUCCAGAUUACCAGAGAUCAGAGAUUAUGAUGUUCAUUAUGAGCAAAGUACCUGUUUUGGGAACAACUUCACAAUCGCUGGAUCCCAGUAACCUUGGAGAUUUGGGAACCAGGAGGAUUCAAAUCAUGUUAUUGAGAUCUUUACUUAUGGUGACUUCAGGAUACAAAGCCACAACAAUAAGUAAUGCACUUCCUGCCCCCUUUCUGGACCCGUUGCUGUCUCCUUCGCUCAUGGAGGACUCGGAGCUGAGGCAGCUGGUGCUGGAAAUCCUGCACAACCUCAUCGAUCGGCACGACAACAGAGCCAAGCUCCGAGGGAUCAGAAUAAUACCAGAUGUUUCUGAUCUAAAGAUAAAACGAGACAAGAUUUCAAGGCAAGACGUGAGCUUCAUGAAAAAGCAUGGUCAGCAGUUGUACAGACACAUCUACCUAGGCUGCAAAGAAGAAGACAAUGUCCAGAAGAACUUUGAACUCCUGUUUACAUCUCUAGCUCUUACCACAAUAGAACUGGCCAAUGAAGAAGUGGUUAUUGACCUCAUUCGAUUAGCGAUUGCCUUGCAGGACAUUGCCAUCAUCAAUGAGGAUAAUCUGCCAAUGUUUAAUCGUUGUGGUGUCAUGGCAUUGGUUGCUGCAUAUCUAAACUUCCUGAGUCAGAUGAUUGCAGUGCCUGCCUUCUGUCAGCAUGUCAGCAAGGUCAUUGAAACCAGAAGUGUGGAAGCAGCUUAUUUUCUACCAGAAACAAUUUUCAAAGACAAAUCCAAUCUUCCAAAAUCCUUAGAGAAGGAUGAAACAGAUCUGUUUUUCCUGACAAACAAGAUUGCAGAAUCAUUAGGAGGCAGUGGAUACAAUGUGGAAAGACUGUCAGUUCCAUAUGUGCCCCAGGUAACAGAUGAGGACAGACUCUCCAGGAGGAAGAGUAUUGUGGACACAGUGUCUCUUCAGGUGGAUAUUCUGUCUGGCUGCAGCAUAGAGGAUAAGGUUGAUAAUACUGAAGAAAUCACCUUUGAAGCUUUGAAGAAAGCCAUUGAUAACAAUGGACUUGAAGAACAGGAAAAGGAAAAGAGGCGUCUCGUGAUUGAAAAGUUCCAAAAGGCUCCAUUUGAAGAAAUUGCAGCUCAAUGUGAAACCAAAGCAAACUUGCUUCACGAUAGACUGGCACAGAUACUGGAACUCACCAUCCGUCCUCCACCCAGCCCCUCAGGAGCGAUGACCAUGACUGCUGGACAUCCUCAUUACCAUUCUGUUCCAGUCUAUGAGAUGAAGUUUCCAGAUCUUUGUGUGUAUUAA
This is a messenger RNA of Agelaius phoeniceus (red-winged blackbird), 2634 nucleotides long. RefSeq names its product EFR3 homolog A (gene EFR3A). Gene Ontology annotation, cellular component: plasma membrane. NCBI's taxonomy places the organism in Eukaryota, Metazoa, Chordata, Aves, Passeriformes, Icteridae. Gene Ontology annotation, biological process: protein localization to plasma membrane. The record is from RefSeq and is a predicted model, not a curated record.